This is a messenger RNA of Peniophora sp. CBMAI 1063, 2715 nucleotides long. The record is from the annotation of a GenBank genome assembly. NCBI's taxonomy places the organism in Eukaryota, Fungi, Basidiomycota, Agaricomycetes, Russulales, Peniophoraceae.
AUGUCUGCCGUCGGUUCACCCCCUCCGUCCGAUGCUGGCUAUAAGCGAAAGAGGUCUCCCUCUCCCGGUGACGGACCUCCAACUUCCCGCCGGCGCUCGUACUCCCCACCCUCCCGCGCCAUCGACGUCCGCGUGGAAGACGUAGACCCGGUCCGGCGAGCCGAGCGCGAGCGCCAACUCGCCGCGCGACUGGCGGCCAUUGAACUGGAAAAGGCGGACAAGGGCAAGGAGAAGGAGAAAGAGUCUGGCGAGGUCAAAGAAUUCGACGCCAUAGCCGAGUUCGCGAAAUUGUCCUCCGCGGGCCGGUCGGGCGGAGUGUACAUGCCUCCCGCGCGCUUGCGGGCGUUGCGCGAGGCGGCGAGCGCGGACCGGUCGAGCGCGGAGUACCAGCGCUUGUCGUGGGACGCUCUGCGCAAGUCGAUCACCGGUAUCGUCAACAGGGUCAAUGUCGCCAAUAUCAAACAUAUCGUCCCGGAAUUGUUUGCGGAGAACCUCAUUCGUGGGAGGGGCUUGUUUGCGAGGAGCGUGAUGAAGGCUCAGGCAUCGUCCUUGCCUUUUACGCCUGUCUUUGCGGCACUGGUGGCCAUCAUCAAUACGAAGUUGCCGCAAGUUGGAGAACUCGUUCUUACGAGGCUGGUCAGCCAGUUUAGGAGAGCGUUCAAGCGUAAUGACAAGACUGUCUGCCAUUCGACCACGACUUUCAUUGCUCACCUGGUCAACCAGUCAGUGGCUCAUGAAGUUCUCGCCCUUCAAAUCCUGGUCCUUCUACUCGAACGCCCAACGGACGACUCCAUUGAAAUCGCCGUCGGUUUCGCCCGUGAAGUCGGCCAGUACCUCACCGAGAACUCGCCAAAGGCCAACCAGUCCAUCUUCGAGCGCUUCCGUGCCGUCUUGAACGAAGGCACCAUCAGCCACCGUGUUCAGUACAUGAUCGAAGUCCUCAUGCAAGUCCGCAAGGACAAGUAUAAGGACCAUCCCAUCAUUCCAGAGGGGCUGGACUUGGUCGAGGAGGACGACCAAAUCACGCAUGAGAUUACGCUGGAGGAGGAGCUGAAGGUCGAAGAGGGCUUGAACAUCUUCAAGUUCGACACGAACUAUCUGGAGAACGAGGACAAGUACAAGCAAAUCAAGACAGAAAUUCUUGGCGACUCCGACUCUGACGAAGAGUCUGGUUCUGGCUCGGAUGAGGACAGCGACGAGGAUGAAGAAGUCGCGCCUGAAAAGGAAGGCAUCGAGGACCGCACGGAGACGAACUUGGUCAACCUUCGUCGUACGAUUUACCUGACUAUCAUGAACGCUCUCAACUACGAGGAAGCCGUACACAAGCUACUCAAGGUUCAGAUCAAGGAGGGCGAAGAGAUUGAACUUGUGAACAUGCUGAUCGAGUGCUGUUCCCAAGAGCGCUCCUACUCGACUUUCUACGGUCUCAUCUCCGAGCGCUUCUGCAAGAUCAACCGCGUCUGGAACGAAUGCUUCGAGGAGGCUUUCGGCAACUACUACAACACGAUCCAUCGCUACGAGACGAACCGCCUGCGCAAUAUCGCACGUCUCUUCGGACAUCUCCUCGCGAACGACGCUAUCUCCUGGGCCGUGCUCCAGACCAUCCAGAUCACCGAAGAAGCCACGACGUCUUCGAGUCGUAUCUUUGUCAAGAUCAUGUUCACGGAAGUCAUGGAGGCCAUGGGGCUGCCGACUGUUAAGGAACGCUUCUCGGACCCGGAGGUCAGGAUGUUGACGAGGGGGAUGUUCCCGCUGGAUAAUCCCAAGGACACCCGCUUUUCGAUCAACUACUUCACGAGUAUCGGGCUCGGUGCUGUCACAGAAGAGAUGCGCGAGCACCUACAGAACGCGCCGCGUCUGAUCAUGGAGCAGCGUAGACAGAUGCUCGAGGCGGAGUCCUCGUCGUCUGACAGCGACAGCAGCGACUCAGACUCGGAUACUUCGUCGGACUCUUCGUCAGAUUCGGACUCGUCUGAUGAUGACAGGCGCUCGCGCACCCCGCCGCGCCGUCGCGAUAGUCCCCCGCCUAGGCGCAGGGAUGACAGUCCACCCGCUAGGCGUCGCGACGAUAGUCCACCUGUCAGACGCCGUGACGACAGUCCGCCACCUAGACGCCCAAGGGACUCGCCGCCUCCCCGUGCUCGCGAUGUGUCGCCCCCGCGCAGGCGCAUGUCGAUCUCGCCGCCACCCAGGCGCCGCGAUUCGCCUCCUCAUGCGCGUCGCCGGGACGACUCACCGCCUCCGCGCUCGAACUUGCCUCGUCGUCGCGAUGAUUCGCCACCACCUCGUAGGCGCUUCGAGUCGCCUCCGCGCCGCCGUGACGAUUCCCCACCGCGUAGGCCGUCACCGCCGCGCCGGCCUUCGCCCCCGCGCCGGCCCUCACCUCCGCGUCGCGGGCGCUCUGAGAGUCGCUCGCUUUCGCCGCCGACGAAGCGCGGUUACGGCGAUCGCGAUGUCCGGAUGCGCGACGAGCGCGAUAAGUACAGUCGUCGCGACUCGCCGCCGAGGCGUAGGAGGGGCUCGGACUCGAUGUCUCGCUCGCCGCCUCCGCCGCCUAGGGAGAGGGAGAGGGGAUAUGGAAGGGAGAGGUCGCCGCCGCCGCCACCGAGGGCGAAGGAUGAUUUUGGAAGAGAGAGGGAUAGGGGGUAUGCGGGGAGGGAGAGGGAUAAUGGGUAUGGGAGGAGGGGCGGGGAUGGGUAUGAACGGCGUCGGUGA